Serpula lacrymans var. lacrymans S7.9 is the source of this 677-nucleotide messenger RNA. RefSeq lists its product as uncharacterized. Lineage: Eukaryota; Fungi; Basidiomycota; Agaricomycetes; Boletales; Serpulaceae. The record is from RefSeq and is a predicted model, not a curated record. The annotation marks the transcript as partial. The transcript is spliced from 4 exons.
AGCUCAACUCCUUCACAAGGUUUAGUGCGAUGUCAUUCACAUUAUCACAGUACGGACUGGUCCAACAUCAGUGCCCCUGAUGCGCUAAUCCGCCAAAGAAAAUUUUCGUCCUGGGUCCGCCUUUCCCUUCUGCGCAGUGACUUUCUAGAGAACGCUUCCCUCGGACUUGAGUGACAUACGAUUGCUUGCGCAGAGCGUGUUUUCCAGGCCCUCUGAUUAGGUUAUCCCGCCUCCGCCCAAUUCUGAUGAACAACCUCGGAAGGAGCCUAAUUGUUUUUUCUCCUGCGUAUCACGCAUCAAGACCGGACAGAACAAGAUAGGGCAGUGGCCGCUCUAUCUUCGCUUCGUUCCGAUUAUCGUAUACGUUGCGAUAUGUUUGGACAAGAAAAGAACAAAAAAGGUUCAAGAGGUAUGUGAACAUUGUUUUGUGAUUUCCAUGUUGAUCCAAAAAUACGAGAUCUUGUCAGAUGGGCGAGCGACUCCAUCUAACUUACAUACACAUCUAUUGAGAACCGCUGAUUUCUUCGCUACCUUUAGAAGGACCUAAUAAAUACAUCAGCUUACCGCCACGACCGGAGUAGGGCGACCGAGUGUAUAGGACACGGCGGGGAUGGCUGUAUAUCGUCAUGUUACGUUUUUUUUUUGCGCGCGGAGCAUAUGGAUAUGUCGUUGUGUCU